Messenger RNA from Rhizophagus irregularis DAOM 181602=DAOM 197198, 1426 nucleotides. RefSeq lists its product as uncharacterized. Gene Ontology annotation, molecular function: protein binding. Lineage: Eukaryota; Fungi; Glomeromycota; Glomeromycetes; Glomerales; Glomeraceae. The record is from RefSeq and is a predicted model, not a curated record.
AAAAAUCCUGAUGACAGAUUUUUUUAUCUUGAUGUAUCAACUUCAUUCGAUACUUCAAACUUACCAUGGAGACCAAUACCGGAUAAUGUAAACAAUCUUCCUUUAGGAUCAUUGGCAUCAAUAGUUACUGGAGGUGUGGCAGCAAGUAUUGGAGGUGUAAAAAAUGAAACGAUAUUCUUUUUUAAUAAUGAAAGAGAUAAUGCAAUAAAAUCAGACCCUCCAGUUCACUCUUACAAUUCACCAAAUAAUGUAUGGAAUACACAAAGUUUUUCUGGAGUUAGACCUAUAGGUAGAAAUCAAAUGAGAGUUGUUACUGAUUAUAGCGGAAAAACAUAUUUGCUUACUGGAUUUGAUUUUACCGUUCAAGGAGUAAAACGUUCUGAUGGAUUAUUUGUUUGCGAUACAAUAAAUUUAAAUUGUGCAAUCAAAGAUGCUUCUGUUUUUUCUAGACUUGGUUAUGGUGUUACUUUAUUACCAAAUGGAAAUUUAGUUUACAUGGGCGGAGGUGAUAGAACUUAUAUCCCCGUUUCAAAUGGUUUUGAUUUGAUAUUUCUGUAUGAUCCAAUUAAGGAUAGAUGGGAUUCAAAAAUUACUACUGGAAACAUUCCACCUAAAGAUGUUGGUAUAACAACAGUACUUGGUUUAAAUGGGGAUAAAAUAAUUCUUUUUGGAGGUUUUAAUGGUGAUAAUAAUGAUUUAUAUGUAUUGGAUACAACAAGUUUUGAAUGGUAUGUACCAAAAGUUAGAGGAAAAGGUCCUGUAUUUAAACGUGGUGAACAUUGUGCUAAUGUAAUUGGAAAAUAUAUGGUUGUAACAUUUGGUUCCAAUGGUGUUGUUAGUUCUAAAUAUAAGGAUAGCGGUGAAAGUGAUGUACUUUUGCUUGAUAUUAGCAAUGAUUCAGAAUAUGUUUGGACAAAUUCUUUUGACCCUACUUUACCAGCAACUAAGUCCGCAUCACCAGAGCAAUUAUCAUCAAAUCCAAAAACAAAUAUAAGUGUUAUAGUUGGUUGUGUAGUUGGUGUAAUAUUGUUGAUUGGUAUUAUAUCGAUAGUCGCUUUCUUAUUUAUAAAAAGGCGUAAAAAUACAAAUAAAGCUAUUCCGACUCCUGGUGGUACUGAUGGAAUUCCUAGUAAUGCUGGAAUUCCUAGUGAACAAGAAUUAUCUUCUAGAAGAAGAAAUGUAAUAUAAUAUUUAUUUUAUUUUAAAUCGUGUAUAUUGUGUAUUUUUAGUAAUAUAUUUAAUGUAUUUUAAUAAAAAAUAUUUCUGGGAGGAAUUUCGCCUAGCAUUAGAAGUUUCAAAUCCCCCGGAUUACUGACUGAAACACGGAGAUUGUUACAAUUACCAAUAAUAGAGUUCAAAUUAUUUAAAUUAUUUAAAUUGAAACCAAUUUAAGAUUAUGCCAAGACUAGUGUAUGAGUUAAUAUUU